GCCGCGGAGCACCUCGGCCGCCGGCGGAGGAGGAGGGGAAGGCGGGCACCGAGCAGCGGCGCGCGGCCUGGACGAUGAAGUGCAAGCCGAACCAGACGCGCACCUACGACCCGGAGGGCUUCAAGAAGCGGGCGGCGUGCCUGUGCUUCCGGAGCGAGCGCGAGGACGAGGUGCUGUUAGUGAGUAGCAGUCGGUACCCGGACCGCUGGAUCGUGCCGGGCGGGGGCAUGGAGCCCGAGGAGGAGCCGGGCGGCGCGGCGGUCCGAGAGGUGUACGAAGAGGCGGGAGUCAAGGGGAAGUUAGGCCGGCUCCUGGGCAUUUUCGAGCAGAACCAAGAUCGCAAGCACAGAACGUACGUGUAUGUACUGACUGUCACUGAGAUUCUGGAGGAUUGGGAAGAUUCGGUUAGCAUUGGGAGGAAGCGAGAGUGGUUCAAAAUCGAAGAUGCGAUCAAGGUUCUCCAGUGCCACAAGCCCGUGCAUGCCGAAUAUCUGGAAAAACUAAAGCUGGGCGGUUCCCCAACCAAUGGAAACUCCAUGGCCCCGUCCCUGCCAGAGAGCGAUCCCUAGUGAAUGGCAUAGAUGUUGGUCAGAUUUACUUUGAAAGAAUCAAGUAUGUGAAUCCAGUGAUGAAUGGAAUUGUGAAGACAGGUGAGCUCUUUUACACUCCCAAGGACACAGCUCAUCCUAUGCUUUUGGACACUUCCACCCUGUUUAUUACAAUGACUAUUCUCCAGGUUGUUGCACUACUACUGUAUCUGUACAGACUUCUAAUUUGGCACCUAUGGCCUUUUUUUGUGUGCUUUUAUGAUUAUAUGUCUGUAUUUACCACCAGGUUCUAUGACACUGAGUGCAAGGACAUUAUUUCCUUAGUCCUUUUAUAUAUCUAGCAUACAAGACAUCACUUGAAAUAUGGUAGACAUCACUGAAGGUUUGUCUAUAAAAAUAUUUUGUAAUGACACUAAGUGGUAAAGCAUUUACUGUCUAAUCUGGUAUUAGCACAGUAAAUGCUGUCUGUUUAGCUUAUAUGUGGCUUUUGUAUAUCAGGUGUCACACAGGAGUUUAAAGGCAGCUGUGAGAUACUAGAAAACAAAAAUUAUUACUUAUAUGUCUGUGUCAUCCCAGACAUUGUGUGCCUCUUGAUGGCCGUACACUACACCACCUAUAAAAUAUAUUUGCCAAAAUUUUGAACCUAAAUCUGACUGUGCCUCUAGACAUAAUUUCUAAUCUAUAGAAAAUAUAAGGAACAGAGAAACAUUACUCUGCAUCACAAGAGAUGAUAUCAGCAGAAUCCGGACUGCAGGAAACUCGACAGGACAAGAGACCCAGUACCUUCAGUAAAUGAUGAAAGAAAUGGAGGAUGAACCUAUAGAUUAAAAGAGACUUAAGAGACUUAUCAACCAAUUGUGAAAAUGGAUCUUUUUUUGAAUCCUGAUUUGACCAAACUGUAAAAUAAAUACGUUUAUGAGACAAUCUGGAUAAUUUGAAAAUUGACUUGAUAUUUGAUAUUAGCUGGAAUAAUAGUAUUGUGAUUAUGUUAAAAAUAAGAGUCCUUUUAGAGAUACAUCCUCAACCAUUUACAGUUGAAAUGAUGCCUGGAAUUUGCUUUAAAAUAAUAAGUCUGGAUGUUAAGUGUGUUGGAGAUAUUGAUGAAACAAGACUGGCCUUGACUUGAUAGUUGUUGGAGCUGGGGGAUGGUUAAAUGAUGGUCAUUAUAUAUGUUCCUCUCUACUUUUGUAUAUUUGACAUUUUCCAUAAUAAAAAGUUUAUAAAAAUA
Vicugna pacos (alpaca) is the source of this 1776-nucleotide messenger RNA. The record is from RefSeq and is a predicted model, not a curated record. NCBI's taxonomy places the organism in Eukaryota, Metazoa, Chordata, Mammalia, Artiodactyla, Camelidae.